GCGAAAGGAAUUAAAUUGGUAAAUGGUGAUGUGGUAAAUAGUGAUAUAGUGAUUUGUAAUGCAGAUCUCAUAUAUGCGUACAACAAACUUUUGCCAAAAACAUCUUACGCUGAAAAACUCGGCAAAAAAGAACUGACUUCAUCUUCGAUAUCAUUUUAUUGGUCUAUGAACAAAAUUGUAUCACAAUUAAAAGUACACAAUAUUUUUUUGGCUGAAAAAUAUAAACAAAGUUUUGAUCAAAUAUUCAAGGAUCAUACAUUGCCCGACGAACCAUCGUUUUAUGUAAACGUACCUAGUCGCAUCGACCCAACAGCAGCACCAGAAGGAAAAGACACAAUUGUGGUWUUAGUACCRGURGGACAUAUAUCGAAUGUACCUAAURUSGAUUUCGAUCAACUUGUCAAGAGAGCUAGGGAACAWGUAAUCGACACAAUWCAGAAAMGAUUGAAGAUAUCCAACUUCAGAAGUUUGAUCGAUCAUGAGAUAGUGAACGAUCCGAGAACAUGGCAAAACGAAUUCAAUUUAUGGAAAGGGUCUAUACUAGGAUUAUCUCAUUCAUUGUUUCAAGUUCUAUGGUUCAGACCAAGUUUGAAAUGUAAAAUAUUUGRAAACUUGUACUUUGUGGGCGCUUCAGCGCAACCUGGUACUGGUGUACCAAUAGUGUUAUGUGGUGCAAAAUUGCUAGAGAAACARUUGUGUGAUAGAUUCUUGGAUGGUAAAGUUGAAAUAAGCAUAUGGUCGAAGUGCGUUUCAUUCUUAAUCGGUCUUCUAGCACUUCUGAUUUUUUUGUUUUUUUCUGGAUUCUAACAAUAACUAUCUACAUUCUACAGUUACCUAUAGCACACAUGCACGUGUUAUUGUGUUUAACAAUUUUUUUGUUGUAAUACUCAUGAAAAUUUCGAAAAACUUUAAAUUCGCAUCUUAAAAUAUAAUGCACUAGUUUAAAAUAUACAGUAUAUUAAAGUGUUACCUAUUAUAUUGGUAUACUUUUUAUGUAGAUUAAUAUUCGCAGUACGCCAAUAUUA
This is a messenger RNA of Diuraphis noxia (Russian wheat aphid), 1025 nucleotides long. RefSeq lists its product as uncharacterized. Gene Ontology annotation, biological process: carotenoid biosynthetic process. Gene Ontology annotation, molecular function: oxidoreductase activity. The record is from RefSeq and is a predicted model, not a curated record. NCBI's taxonomy places the organism in Eukaryota, Metazoa, Arthropoda, Insecta, Hemiptera, Aphididae.